Messenger RNA from Epinephelus moara (kelp grouper), 5341 nucleotides. It is a transcript of the gene col23a1a, whose product is annotated as collagen type XXIII alpha 1 chain a. The transcript is spliced from 24 exons. The record is from RefSeq and is a predicted model, not a curated record. Lineage: Eukaryota; Metazoa; Chordata; Actinopteri; Perciformes; Serranidae. Bases 1 to 1449 code for a protein of 482 amino acids.
AUGGCAGUGGCCCCCCAGCAGCGCAAUGCGCCAUGCCACCCCGCCAAAACUGGUCAGGAGUGGCCUGAAGAAUGUGACAGAGUGCCCAAGGGUCCUCCUAACUACAGCACAUAUGCAGGUCUGCACAGUAAUCAGAUUCUCACCGUCAAGAUGGUCUUCCCCAGAUAUGACCAUGGUUUUCUCUCUGGAGAGCAGUCCGGUAGCUUUCAGAGACGCUUUCUGAAGGGUGACCAAGGCCAGGCUGGACCUGCUGGUCCUCCCGGUCCCCCAGGCCCCCCUGGCCCCCGAGGCCCCCCUGGGAACACAGGCAAGGAUGGCCCACGUGGCCCUGCUGGCGAGCCGGGUUUCCCAGGUCGUGAUGGUGUAGAGGGGCCACAGGGAUUGCCUGGGAAGCCGGGAGAAGAUGGUGAGCCUGGCUAUCCAGGACCACAGGGUCCUCCAGGAGCGAAGGGCGAGGCAGGUAUGGGAGAAAAAGGAGAAAGAGGCAUGGAUGGAAUCCCAGGAUUCAAGGGGGACAAAGGGGAAUCAGGAGAGCAAGGACCACAGGGACCCAUGGGUUAUCCCGGCGAAAAAGGCGCCACAGGCUCCUCAGACGUCAUCGACUUCAACGGGAAGCUUCUAGAUGCUUUCCAGGGCCCACCUGGACCACCUGGACCCCCAGGCCCUUCAGGAGAAAAGGGUGAACUUGGUUUACCUGGGCCUGCAGGAGUCGAUGGGGAGAAGGGACCUAAAGGUGACAUGGGUGAGACAGGACCUCCUGGCGAGCGGGGAGAGAAGGGAGAGAUGGGGCUGUCUGGGCCUACUGGUAUGGACGGACACAAAGGAGAGAAAGGCGACUGCAGAAUGGAUGAUAACCUGGUUCAGAUGAUUUCCCAGCCAGGCCCACCUGGCCCACCUGGCCCACCAGGAGUCCCUGGGUCCCCUGGAUCUAUGGGGCUGCAUGGAAUGCCUGGUCCUAAGGGUGAGCCUGGAUUUGGAAUAAAGGGAGAGAAGGGGGACUUGGGUGCUCCUGGACCCAGAGGAUUAGACGGUGGCCCGGGCUUAACUGGGCCUGCAGGGUUGGUGGGUCUUCCAGGUGCGAAGGGAGAAAAAGGCAGACCAGGGGAGCCUGGACUAGACGGUUUCCCAGGCCUGAUGGGAGAGAAAGGUGACCGAGGGGAAAGAGGAGAUAAGGGUGACAGGGGAGGAGUGGGAAAGAGGGGUCUAAAGGGCCAGAAGGGAGAGCAGGGUCCUCCGGGCUUGGACCAGCCUUGUCCUGUGGGCUGUGAUGAGACUAAAGGUGUGUCUGAGGAGGCAGGGCUUUCUUCCGCUCCACCUCCACCUCUUCCUCCUUCCGGCCCUGAGGCCCCCUGUCCUGUGGGACAAGACGGGCUGCCCAUACCAGGCUGCUGGCACAAGGAGGAAAUGGCAAGACAGAAGCUCAAACGCAAGCGUCUCUCUCAGCCCUAAAGGGGCUCAGGGCCUGGUGGAGAAAGGACACAUAGACGGGCAGAGAGCUCAAGGGGCAGACUGGCCUUUAUGAGGCAGAGCAAGCCAUGUCAUGCCUCAAGUGUCACACCGAACACUCAGAUCCUCUGUUAUGGAAACUCUCCAGGAGGGGGCGGCAGAGAACCCUGCAUUUCCACAUUCACCUGAGAAGCGAAGACACACCUGUGGCUGAUGAUGUUGCGCGACAGCUUGACAACCGGUCGAAGUUAUUUGACGUCACUGGCACAUAAGGAAGGAUUUACUGCACAGAUACAUUGAACAAGUUGUGGUGAUCUCUUGUACGGCUCUUUUGUAAAGGUUUUCACUCAUUAAAUGCAUGAUCAUAACAAGGCACAGCGUUGUUUAGCAUCCUGACAGCUUGUAUGACUUGUGGUCCCUCAUUGAAACCUCAAACAACAGUAGAUUCAGUUUCAUUUGCAAUAAGCAGCCUUUAAUCAUCUUUCCAUUUGAGCAAGCCACUCAGAGAAGUCAGUGAGUCUGCCUUUUAAUGGCUCACACUUGUGGCAGUGGUGACUUGUGUUCCUUUGUUAUAUUCUUACAUAUUUCAUGUCCAGUUACAUUUUGCAUUCCUGUGCAUUGCCAUGUUUGUAUAAUAUAUAGGUAGCGCAACUUCAAGGCCAGAUUUGAAGGAACCAUUUACAGUAUUUGUGAUAAACCAGUGUUUCAGCUGCCUUGACAAACGAUUACCAAUCAGUUUUUUUCCUUAAUUUUCUGUGUAACUGUUGCCUUUUGACUGAUCAUUAUCCUUUAAUCACUGAUGAAGACGUGUUUAAUUGCUGUUGCCCUGAUUGCUCUGGACAACAGUGUAAGUUUUUGCUGCUGACUUAAAUGUGUGUUGUUUGUUUGAUAUUUUUGAAUCAAUAUUAGUCAUUUGGACUGAAGGACUAACAGACUAAAGUAUGAAAUUUGAAUCAAAUGUAUACACAGUUUUUGGGGUAAUUAUUCAUUUUUAUUCAGCAAUGCACGUUAGGACAAAGGUUUCUAACUUAUUUAGCAUUUUGCGUGUGUACUUUUUCAGUUAUCACAAAAGGUUUUAGUCUUUCCAAUCAGAUGACUUUUAUUCGUGUGUUUUGGUCUUUGUAAUACUUUUUUUUUCUCAGAUGGAAUUUCUUGGUGCUUAAAUACUCUUAUGUACCCGUUUUAAAGCUCUGUUCUGCAUAUCCAUAUGCAAGACCUCACACAUGUCCACAGUUAUACAUAGAUUGUUCUUUAAAGGAAUGUUGGAAGUCAGCAUUACCAAGUAGGUUUUUCACUUACAAGGAAUUUGAUUUGUUUAUGGUGCAUACAUUAAACAUACAAUAAACAUAUUAAGAGGAAUAAGAAUAAGGCAAGUACUGCAACACUCAAGAACAUAAAUUAAGAAUAGAAAAGUUACAAUAAAAUAUGACAAAGAUAUAUUUUUUUAAAGUAUUAUAACAUAAAAAAUAUGUAUAACCUCCUGAGUCCUGAACUUUUGUUAGCUAUUUGUAAUUGGCAGAGCCCGAUAAGUAUAAAAAACGAAAUAUUGUCGACGAUAACUAAGUCCAAAUGUCCUCAAACAAGACCGUAAUGAAAUCAAACGAGUACAUCCUAAUUAACAGCAUCUUACCAUACUGUUGCUAAAAUUGGUCAAAUUUGUUGCCAUAUCAAACUACAAACAUUAUUAAUCAUAAGUUACGAAGUUGCAAUCAUUAAAUGUGAUCAGGUUUUGGACCUUGUCCACUUUUGUGUCGGAAUCGGCUGCAGACUGGCUGUAGAGUUGGCUGCCAUCUUGUUUUUACAUGGAUUAGUGUAUUGUGCUCUUACUGCCACUAGAUGGCACCAAAAUGUGCCCACGAACAGGGACAAUAGGUCUAAGUUACAUAGAAUCAGUGGUGUAGUGGAAGGUAUACGCAGGUAUACGGGGUAUGCCCACUUCUUUUUCGGGCCAUUUACAGUAUACCCACCUAUCAGCGAAAAAGCCAUUGUAAUAUAUAGGAGAGUAUACCGACUUCCUCCACGCUAAUCUGUCCAUCUACUUAGUAGUACACCCACCUCAUCAACUACCACUACACCACUGCAUAGAAUGAAGUAUAAGGUCAAGUAAACCCAAAAUAUGAUGUCCUGAUAUGUGGACACAGGGUCUAAGGAGGAUAAUACGGCUGAUGAGCAUGGGGAAAAAGAAAUUGUAACUGGGUGUACUGAUUAACUGGAGGCUGAUAUUACUCUCUUUAAGAGGCUAUGACAUCCAUCUAUUGGUACUAACCAUUGGUACCAACCAUGUCAGCAUAGGUUGCCAUAAAGGGGCCAAAUGCUCCAAAGUUGGGCAAAAAUUUGGCGAGGGAACAACUGGCAUGGCGAUUUUCAAAGGGGUCCCUUGAACUCUCACCUCAAGAUAUCUGAAUGAAAAUGGCUUCUAUGGGCACCCACGAGUCUCCCCUAAACUUAAAGGCUCGUUCCCAAUAAAUGUUUUGUUCCUUACAGUCAAUGUACUCCCACAAAAAGGACAACCAGCUUUUUGACGAACAAUGACUUCCUUAAAAUGUAUUGAUAUAUAACACAUUAAAACAGGAUUGUUGUGGAACUCUAAAUGUUAACUGCACCAGUAUCAGUCUAAGAUAAUUAGUAAUAUUAACUGUAAAAUAAGAAACCAAAGUAUAUCAGGAUGCGAUUCCUUCCCUCUCCAUACAGUUUUCAGCUAGCCUUAUACUUCAGCAGCAUAAGCAAGUUCCUGAAAUUCAGUUCUGGCUUUUGCUUUUGCCCCGAUGAAAAAUUUUCUGGGGGCACCACUGCACAAAUGGAAAAAUGUGUUUCAGUUUCUUAGUGGACAUGUGUGUAUUCUACAUUGAUAUUUGGUGCACUUUUUUAACAAUAUGAAAAAUAUUCAGCAAUAUAUAUUCUGGUUAAUCGCUAGGCAUGACUGACGGACAAUCAUUUACAACAUUUUUAUUGUCAGCCUGAAUAUGAACAGUGUUUUACUGGUUGAUUAUCUUCAGUCACCAUCAACAUACAGGCUGCCCAAUACUGAACCCAGAAAACCCACAGUACAUUAGUAACGCUGACUUUCUGUUUGUAAUUAAACUAGCAGGCUUACGUGAUGUCGCAGUAGUCAAGAUGAAGGCCACAUAUCUCUGUAGUGGUCGUCCCUGUUUAGGUCUGAAAUGACAGUGUGUAAGAUGACUUUUUAUCUGAAUUUUUCUUUUUGUGCAAAGCUCCUUUUACAGUAUGUAUGUACAGUAUACCUGCAAAGUACAAAGCUGAAUUACUGGCAUCACACAAAGCCAUUUCCAUAUCAGUGGGAUACAUAUGAUGUGAGGUUCUACCUAAUGUUUUAACUUUAGAAAGGUUUUGCAAGAAAGAUCGCACUGCACCACUCAUUUAUGAAGUUAAAGGUACUAGUAUAGAAAUCUUUUCUACAAAACACAAAUCCCUAAAUGAGUUGCAUAUCAUUAAGCUGAAAUAGAAAAGCUGAAAACAAAAACAUUGACUGAGAAGUUACAUUAGAAGCAGGAAGCUUAAACUGUAAACCACAUUGUUCUUAGCUUAUUUCACUGGAAGCUGAUGGUUAUCUGUCACUUAACAUUGUGAUAUGUUUUUUAUUUCUUUUGCAGAUUCUAUCAGUUUCAGUUUUAAGGUCUAAUGGGGUCAGUAUACAUGACACGGUGUCUGAAUACAGUUUGGUGAUUUAGCAAGUCAUAUAUCACAGUAUUAGCUUGACUUUGUGAGAAUGUUUUUCUUUUCGGUUGUGUAUUUGGUUGUAAAAGAAUUAAGCUAUUUUUGUAAUUACUUCUCUAAAAAUGUAUAACGUGAAAUCCGGUCAACUAAACAUGUAGACUGAAGUCAGCUCUCCAGUUUCAUGUUUUUUGUCUAUUAAAUCAUAAUCAUGUAAAAUUAA